AUGUUAUCUACUGGAGAGGCACCGCCUCAAGAAAACGUCCCUACCUCCGCCUGCGACUUCGAGAAUCACAAUCCGCUCAACCCCGACGCGGCAGCAUCUGCAAGUCCAGUAGAACCUUUCAGGUUCAUGGAUCUUCCACCAGAGAUCCGAGAGAAAGUCUAUCAGAUUGCUUCACCUGUCCCCAUUAACAACACGACAAUCAAGGUGGGCGCCUACCAGACGACGAUGCCAAAACGCUACGCUCUGGCACAGGCGAGCCGUGUCUUGCGGCAGGAAGCACUGGCUGUGUACUUCUCCAAGACGACCUUCAUCUUCCGCAUCUCAAGUCGCAAAUGCUCCGCCAGUCACGGCUGGGUUGAUGCUCAGAAUGAAGUCGCGGUGUCGUGCAUGCGGAAGAUUGAGCUCUUGCACCACUCAAACGUCGAUCAUGGAGACGAUUGGCAUCGAGCUAAGAUCCAAGUCGACAUACUCAGAGGCACAGUCGUUCUGGACGAGGGAUCCUUCGCAUCAUGCGAUAAGUGCAUCAAGGAAGAGGUGGUGCCGAAGAUUGUCAAGCAGAUUCAAGAGGUUGUCGGUGGCAUCGAAGCGGCUGAUGGGAGGAAGCGUCUGACUAAGAACGUGCUCGACAACAUCGUCCGGCUGGCACACGGAGUGUGUAUACCAUGA
This is a messenger RNA of Zasmidium cellare ATCC 36951, 666 nucleotides long. RefSeq lists its product as uncharacterized. The record is from RefSeq and is a predicted model, not a curated record. The coding region runs from base 1 to 666 and encodes 221 amino acids. The transcript has a single exon. NCBI's taxonomy places the organism in Eukaryota, Fungi, Ascomycota, Dothideomycetes, Mycosphaerellales, Mycosphaerellaceae.